AUGUCUGACGCAGGCACGCCAGAUGCCGUUUCUGGCACUGCUGUCGACCGCAAGGAACAGCAGGCACAAGACCUUGCUCGCGCAAAGCAGGCUGGCUGGGCUGAUCCGAUUCCCUUCGAGUACCAAGGUGACGCCAAUGGCAAGCCCGCUCAAGAGGAAGGCCGUGAGACUGCCACCUGGCUGUCUGAUGCCGCCAUCUAUCAGUGGGACGACGACUUUGGCGAUGUUGGUGAGCCCAACCCUGAGCUUGAGAAGAUGCUCUUCCAUGAUGAGUACCUGCAGCGCGCCGGUGGUGCUAUCAAUGCUCUCUCGUACAACGUCACCCUCCAGGGCCCUACCAAGAUCAAUCCUGUCCGCGACUUCGAAGAUGCCGGUCUGCAUCCAGUCAUGCUUGAGAACGUCAAGUUGUGCCAGUACAUCGCCCCGACUCCCAUCCAGUCGUAUUGCAUCCCUUCCAUAUUGACUGGUAACGAUGUGGUCGCCAUUGCACAGACUGGGUCUGGCAAGACGGCCGCAUUCCUCGUCCCCAUCUUGUCGAAGCUCAUGGGCAAGGCCCGUCAGCUGGCUGCUCCGCGACCCAAUCCUGCCCGCUACAACCCUCUGACAGAUAGAGUUCGCGCCGAACCGCUGGUCCUGGUUGUCUGUCCUACCCGCGAGCUUGCCUCUCAGAUCUUCGACGAAGCGCGCCGCCUGUGCUAUCGCACAAUGUUGCGUCCUUGUGUCGUUUACGGAGGCGCCCCUACAAAGAAUCAGCGCGAGCAACUUGAGAUGGGCUGUGACAUUCUCGUUGCGACUCCGGGUCGCCUCAUGGACUUUAUGCAGAACAACAAGCUACUCUCAUUCCACCGCCUCAAGUUCACAGUCAUCGAUGAAGCUGAUGAGCUGCUCUCGACAGGCUGGGAGGAGUUCAUGGAGAAGCUGUUCUCGGGUGCUGACAUGAACGCCGAUGCUGACCAUACCAUCGUCAUGCUGUCUGCUACAUUCUCCAAGGCCGCUCGUAGACUGGCCAAGGAGUACAUGGAUGAAGACUGUGUUCGAAUCAAGGUAGGACGAGUCGGCAGCACCCAUGGCAACAUCAAGCAGCAGAUAGUUUGGGUCGAUGAGAAUAUGAAGAACCAGGCGCUAUUCGACUUGAUCUUCUCCGAGGGACCCCAGCGAUCGCUGGUCUUCACCAACUCCAAGGUCAAGUGUGACAUGGUCGACGACUUCCUGUACAACAAGGGUUUGCCCGUCACCUCGCUUCAUUCUGACCGUACUCAGCGUGAGCGUGAGGAUGCUCUCCGCUCCUUCCGAAUGGGCCGCUGCCCUAUUCUGGUGGCCACUGGUGUCACUGCUCGUGGUCUCGAUGUCGCCAACGUCAAGCAUGUCAUCAACUACGAUCUGCCGUCGACUCUCCACGGUGGUAUUACCGAGUACGUUCAUCGCAUCGGCCGUACCGCACGUAUCGGAAACCAGGGAAAGGCGACUUCUUUCUUCAAUGACCGCAACGAUGAUCUCGGCAAGGACCUUUGCAAGACACUGAUCGAGGCGAAGCAGGAGGUGCCUGAUUUCCUUCAGCACCACAUGCCCGAAGACCCCACAGCUAUCGAUUGGCAUGACGGCACCGAUGAAGAGUCGGACGACGGCCUUGGUGGCAGCUUUGGUGGAGAGGCAGGUGGAGAUGCUGGCGGUUUUGAUGCUAACGCCACCUUUGGAGGUGAGGCGGCUGGCGGUGCUGGCUUUGGCGGUGGUGAGGGCUUCUCUGCCGAUGCCGAGGACAAGCUUGCUACCUGCUACUGGCACUCAAUUGCAUACUUCUUCCGCCUCCCGUUCCACAUCCAGUGGCGAACGGCCCUGGUGCAGCUCCCGCGAUUCGUGCCGCUGUCCAUCCUCCACUACACGUCGCCCAAGGGACCGCAUCCCUUCCUGAUCUCGCUGCCCAGCCGCAAGGACACCCUCAUCUACGUGUACACGUUUGUGCCGCCCGCGCCUGUGGAUUUGGAGAGCGACGGCGAUGACGAGCAGCAGCGCAAAGAGACGGGCGAAUGGCACGUACCCGUGGUCCUAGACUUACAUGGCGGCGGCUUCAUUAUGGGAUCGCCGCUGGAGCAGGCGCCGUAUGCGUCCAUGAUGUCUCGUGAGCUUGGCGCGGUGGUGCUGAGCGUAUCGUACCGCAUAGGUCCUUUCAACCAGUUCCCCGCGGCGAUACACGAUGCAGAGGACGUGCUUGCGGCGAUUCUGGACACGAAUGGAGGGUCAAAGGCAGGCAAGGUCUUGCGCGAAGAGAUACAGCGGUACUACUCCAUGGUGCGGUCGAAUGCGCUGGAGAAGAAAAAAAAGAAGCCUGUUCCUCGACACAUGGAGUACGUCAACGAUAUCACGCUCGAUCCAACACGGCUGGCGAUAUCAGGCUUCUCGGCAGGAGGCAAUAUUGCACUCAACAUGGCCCUGUCAGUGCCGCCUUGCCCGGAGCUUGGCAUGGCGACCAGCUUUGGCCCUCACUCGCGCACACGAGGGCCUGCGCCCGUCGAUACCAUGUCGCCGGUGAUGCCAGAAAAUCGCCGUGCUACGAUAUUGGAUGACCCGUUUCAGUGCUGGCCCUCACUCCUGCCGCCGCCUUCAGCCCAACCACGGAUGAUACCACUGCUGCUUUUCUAUCCGUCCCUAGAUGCGCGAUUGCUGCCGCACGAACGGCCAAUGAAGCCGAUGCCCAAGGCGCUCAAGCCAGACGACCAUCACAUGGAGAAGCCGAGACGGCCAGGACUGUUUUCAAUCAUGGGGCCUACGUACCUACCGAAAAAACUGCGGGCACAUCCGCGAGCGAGUCCCGGGCUCAACAAUCCGGAUAACAUCCAGAAGAAUGCAGCGAUUUUUCUGGUACUGCCUGAAAAAGACACGCUGGCAGUGCAGAGCGACGUUUGGGUGGACAAGAUGAAUAAUAGUGGGUGGAAAGGCCCAGUGCGUUUCGGCGACGGGCGAGAGGGGGAUUGGAACGGACAAGCGGGGAGCCAAGGCGGCGGCGGCGCCAUGUGCAAAGGGUCGGAUGCCAAGAAUGGCGGACUCGAGGUCUGGCACGCACCGGGUUGCAGACACGGAUGGACACAGUUUCCGGAUACGUUUGUACCGCAGCACGAGCGGAGGGAGCGCGAGGCUGUGUUUGCACGCACGUUGGAGUUUGUUAGAGAAAACUGGAGCAAGGAGUUUGAUGUUUCGGGGGUGCCGGGUGGGAUGAAUGGGAUGAAUGGGAGGGGGUAUGAGGGGUAUGAGGGUGAUGGAGAGGGAGAGGGAGUGGGAGAGAAGAAGAUGAAGUUGUUGAGGAUACCGAGUCGAUUUGAGGGUUUGCAGGAGUAGGUGUAGUGGUGUGAUGUGG
Messenger RNA from Exserohilum turcica Et28A, 3349 nucleotides. RefSeq lists its product as uncharacterized. NCBI's taxonomy places the organism in Eukaryota, Fungi, Ascomycota, Dothideomycetes, Pleosporales, Pleosporaceae. Gene Ontology annotation, molecular function: ATP binding; RNA helicase activity; RNA binding. The transcript has 8 exons. The record is from RefSeq and is a predicted model, not a curated record. Gene Ontology annotation, cellular component: nucleus. The coding region runs from base 1 to 3330 and encodes 1109 amino acids.